This is a messenger RNA of Diversispora eburnea, 993 nucleotides long. The record is from the annotation of a GenBank genome assembly. NCBI's taxonomy places the organism in Eukaryota, Fungi, Glomeromycota, Glomeromycetes, Diversisporales, Diversisporaceae.
AUGUCUACUCUACAUAGAGAAUUAACGUUUUGUCCCGCUGGUCAUUCUGGUCAUACUUCUUAUGAUGAUCGUAGAUUGGAUUACAUAAAUAUCAAAAAUGGAACUUGUAAUAUGUGCACUAAAGAACAAUUUAUUAAAGAUUCUGGAACUUGGACUAGCGGGAAUGCUGACAUUGAUAAGAUUAUCCUAGAUUCUCAAAUAAAAGAUUUUUAUUAUAAUCUACAAUGGAUACCUUAUGAUAAUCUUCAUGAUAUCGAACACGUAGCUGAUAAUGAACAUUACACUAUGUGUUUUGCUGAAUUAAAAGAUUGUUUAAAAUAUGGUUGGGAUUUUGUCAAACAGCAUUGGUUGAUUGAUAAUGGUGGAAGUGUUGCUUUGAAGGAAUUAAAAGGUCAUAUAUAUGAUAUUUUGGAAUUUAUUAAAGGGAUUAAGAAUAUUAUUAAUAGUUCUAUGUGCAUUACUGAAUUUAAGGGAAUUUCAAAAAAUCCUUCUACACAAAACUACAUUAUUAUUAUAGAAUGGAAUUAUCCGUUUACCAUUUGUAGCUUUUUGGUUAAUAUUUUUCUAGAAGUUGAAUGGGAGAUAAAAAUAAAAUUACUACAUCAUAUAAUAGAAGGUCUUAAUCUUUUGCAUGAAAAUAACUUAAUUCAUGGUGAAUUACAUAGUCAAAAUAUUUUGAUGAGUAGUGGUGAACCGUAUCUAAAUUUGAUGUAUCGAUGCUGGAAUGGUGAUCCUUCUAAACGACCCAAGGUUCAUGAAUUAAUUAAUUUACUACAGGAUUUUGAUUAUUUAGAUGCUGAUGAUAAUAUAGAGAUAAUGAAUAGAUCUCAUACAAAGAAAUUACUUCGAUCUUUAAGUAAAGUCCAUCCUCAAUCCUGUUAUAUUGAUAGACGCAUUUUUACUCUUGAUGAAUUACAAGAUUCAUUAGAAGAUAUAAAAUUUGGAAAAUGUGCAGAUCCUAAUUUAUUAAAUUCUAAUAAACCAAUUGUUUAA